AUGGCGAUGUACACCCGCCGCUCCUCCACCGAGUCCUUCUCCCGCCGACCCUCCCACUCCCCCACCCCAUCCGAAAACCGCAAACUCUCCUUCAACCCCGUCGGCCAAUGGGUCCCGCCCGCCGCGCAAGAGGAACCCGUCGGCGCCUUCGAAGUCGGCAAGGGCAAGAGGAUCCUGCAAGUCUGCAUUGCAGUGAUCUACUGCCUCUUUGGCGCUGGCGUGGUCUUUGGCUUCGCGGCUAUCAAACCGGUGUUGAUUGAACAAGGCGUCUACCGCGAACGAUGCACGAAGCAAGAGCUGGACGACGGGGUGUGGGUGUGUUACGAGCAGGAGAUACGGUUGAACUUAAUGUUCACUGUCGCGGCCGUGAGCACGAACGUCUGCGCCUUACCGGUCGGCACGGUGCUGGAUCGCUUCGGACCACGGGUGUCGGGGCUGGUGGGAGCGGUGUUCCUGACGUUGGGAGCGCUGGCGAUGGCGUUCGCAGCCGAUCUGCCGUUCGAUGCGUAUAUACCUGGAUACCUGUUUCUGGCGCUCGGGGGGCCGUUCAUCUUCAUCUCGUCGUUUCAGCUGAGCAAUACGUUCCCGAGACGGUCGGGGUUGAUUCUGGCGCUGCUUACGGGGGCUUUUGAUACCAGCAGCGCUGUGUUUCUGGCAUAUCGGCUGCUUUACGAGGGCAGUGAUGGGAUGUUCACGCCGAAGAAGUUCUUUCUGAUUUACUUGGUCGUACCGGCAUUCGUUGUUGUGGUUCAGCUGUUCAUUAUGCCUGCAAACUCCUACAAGACGGUUGGAGAACUGGUCAAGCACGCCGAGGACCCGGCCCUAGACGAGCACGAUUCAGACAACGAGAUCGACGAUGAGGGUCGAAGGAACGCACUCCAACAAUCCCGCCGCGAGCACCGCGAAAGCGUCGUCUCCGAAAUCACCAGCCUGCUCGGCACAAAAUCAGGCGACGAACAAGCCGCCGAAGAAGAAAAGAAAGCCCAAAAGAGCGGCGUCUGGGGCGCGCUCCACGGCAAGACCGCCCUCCAACAAAUCCGCACCCCCUGGUGGAUCUUAAUCAUGCUCUUCACCGUCCUCCAAAUGCUCCGCAUCAACUACUUCGUCGCCACCAUCCGCACCCAAUACACCGAGCUCCUGCACUCCCACCUCCUCGCCAUUAAAGUCAACGAGUUCUUCGACGUCGCCCUGCCCCUCGGCGGCAUCAUCAGCAUCCCCUUCAUCGGCCUCAUCCUCGACAACACCUCUACGCCCUUCGUCCUCGCGCUCCUCGUCACUCUCGCCACCGCCAUCGGCGUGCUGGGCAUCAUCCCCGACCAAAUGUGGGCUGCGUACGCCAACGUGUGCCUCUUCGUCCUCUACCGCCCCUUCUACUACACGGCCGUCUCCGACUACUCGGCCAAAGUCUUCGGCUUCGUGACUUUUGGCAAAGUCUACGGGCUCGUCAUCUGCGCGGCGGGGCUGUUCAAUUUCGUGCAGACGGGUCUGGACGCGCUCACGCAUAAACAUUUUGGGAAUGAUCCCAUACCGGUGAAUGCGGUGUUGUUGGGCGCGGCGCUCGUGGUGGGGGUCGGGUUGGUGGGGUAUGUGUGGCGGAAGAGUCGGGGCAUGGAGAGGGAGAAGUUGGAGGAGGAGGCCGAGGGGGCGAGGGAGGUGUUGAUGCCGGAGGCGGAUGCUGAAGAGGUUGGGAGGGAGCAUGGGCAUGAGAGUUAUGGGACGGCGUAG
This is a messenger RNA of Saxophila tyrrhenica, 1725 nucleotides long. RefSeq lists its product as uncharacterized. Gene Ontology annotation, molecular function: transmembrane transporter activity. The transcript has a single exon. Lineage: Eukaryota; Fungi; Ascomycota; Dothideomycetes; Mycosphaerellales; Extremaceae. Gene Ontology annotation, cellular component: fungal-type vacuole membrane. Gene Ontology annotation, biological process: transmembrane transport. The coding region runs from base 1 to 1725 and encodes 574 amino acids. The record is from RefSeq and is a predicted model, not a curated record.